Molecule: messenger RNA, 5145 nt
Organism: Malaclemys terrapin pileata
Lineage: Eukaryota; Metazoa; Chordata; Testudines; Emydidae
Gene: IGFBP5
Product: insulin like growth factor binding protein 5
Exons: 4
Coding region: 626-1435 (269 amino acids)
Biological process (GO): regulation of insulin-like growth factor receptor signaling pathway
Cellular component (GO): extracellular region
Molecular function (GO): fibronectin binding; insulin-like growth factor II binding; insulin-like growth factor I binding
Source: RefSeq, a predicted model, not a curated record
AAAGUGUUGAGAGAUCUACAAAGUGGAAUUUUUUCCUCCUUUUUUUUUUUUUCCAACUUCUUUUUCUUUUUUUUAACUCUUCUUCUGCAGCCUUUGCAAAUAAUAAUAAUCAUAAUCAUCCAAACUUUUGCAGCAAACUUUUCUUGACAGACCUGGAAGAGGAGGGGGAGGCAAAGAGACCCAAUCAAAACACAAAAAUGUGCUUUCAACCAACCUCUCCAGCCGCCUAGCGCUACCUGCUCUGCAGUAUCUCAUUAUUUGCUGCACUCCUGCCAGGAGCCCCUUCCGCAAAAUAACUUUGCUCCCCACCUGCCCUGCUCGCCAAGCUGUGGAAACCUGUUGGGGGGCCGGCGGGGGAGGGAGGCUUGGGGAUAGUUGCUGCCGGUUUGGGUAGCAGUCACCCCCAGCUCUUUGCUGGCUUAUGCUUUGCCCCUUCCCCCAACCUGUUGCAGCAGCUCUCAGCCUUGCACCCAGGCUGUGCCAACUGGUUCUUUGGAAGCCAAAACAAUAAUCCUUCCCGGGACUUUUUCGGUGCUUCGUUUUUGUGGAGUUUAGAGGGGGAUUGUUCCCCACCCCGCCCUUAAAAACCCAACUUCGCCUCCUCGCUCCCGCCCGCGCCUGGAAGAUGCUCCUGACCCUCUGCCUGCUGGUGGGCAUGUGCCUGGGCUCCUCCCAGGGCCUGGGCUCCUUCGUGCACUGCGAGCCGUGCGACGAGAAAGCCCUGUCCAUGUGCCCGCCCAGCCCGGCGGGCUGCGAGCUGGUGAAGGAGCCGGGCUGCGGCUGCUGCAUGACCUGCGCCCUGGCCGAGGGGCAGCCGUGCGGGGUGUACACCGAGCGCUGCGCCCAGGGGCUGCGCUGCCUGCCCCGCCAGGGCGAGGAGAAGCCGCUGCACGCCCUGCUCCACGGCCGGGGCCUCUGCCUCAACGAGAAGAGCUACCGGGAGCAAGCCAAGCUGGAGCGGGAAUCCCGCGAGCACGAGGAGCCGACCACCUCGGAGAUGGCGGAGGAGACCUACUCGCCCAAGGUGAUCCGGACCAAGCACGGGCGCCUCUCCGAGCUCAAGGCCGAGGCCCUGAAGAAGGACCGCAGGAAGAAGCUGACCUUGUCGAAGUUCGUCGGCGGGGCGGAGAACACGGCGCAUCCCCGGGUCGCCGUCCCCGAGCUGAGGCAAGAGUUCGAGCUGGGCCCUUGCCGCAGGCAGAUGGAGGCCUCGCUGCAGGAGAUCAAAACCAGCGAACGGAUGAUCCCCCGAGCCGUUCACCUUCCCAACUGCGACCGGAAGGGAUUCUACAAGAGGAAACAGUGCAAACCGUCCCGGGGGCGGAAGCGCGGGCUGUGCUGGUGCGUGGACAAGUAUGGACUGAAGCUGCCGGGGACCAAUUACGUGGCGGGCGACCUGCAGUGUCACAGCUUCGACAGCGGCGUCACCGAGUGAAGGGCCUGCGCCGUCCCCCCGCCCCCUGCCCCCACGCCUCCCCACGCCCCGGGACUCCGAAUCCUUUCAUCUCAUUUCGAAAAACGGAAGAAACUGAGGACCUCGGAAUCUGCAGCCCGUCCUCGCCUGCGUGGCGGCGGCGGCUAAAGGAGAAGAGGAAAGCAGAAGUCAAACCGGCACCGCCUUCCCAGUACAGACUCCCCCAAAUGCUCUCGACUCCCCAUGCAGGGACGCAGCCAGCGCCAAAGUAGGCAUCGACUUGGGGGCUUUUCUAUUGUGGGUUUGGUUUGGUUUGUUGAUACGGGGGGGGGGGGUGUCUUUUUUUUGUUUGUUUUGGUUUUUAGACUAGCCAGCAACUUUCUAAACGGUCUCCAGCGAAACCAGACAAAGCCCCACGAUGAGGCCCACGUCCACCGCUCAGCCCUUGCGUUGGAGUGGCUUGUUCGGCACUGCCAGAGCUAAUAUUGAUCCUCCACUGGCGCCAAAAGCCCUUUGAUUGAUAUCUCCGUAGAGAUAGAUGCACAGCUUUCUGGGCGUUCGGUGUCUGGAACAUUGUUGUAAACGGGUUUGCAUUUCUUUAGGAAACGAGUCAGGGGGUAACAGCUCCUGCUGGCAAAAGAUAGUGGUGGCUCCUUUAAAAAAAAAAAAAAAAAAAAAAGCAACAGCCAAAAGAUAACCAAUCACCUUUCAGCUCCGUGGGGGUCGUUGUCCCUGAGCAGUGUCAGGAAUCUUAUUUCCUGUCAAGUGAAAUCCUUUGAAAUGUUGUUGGCCAUCGGUGUUGUGUGUGUACCUGCGGCUCUAUUUCCGCUUUGCAAAACUGGCUCCAAUCCUGCAGUCACAUGUGCUUAACUUUACGCACAUGAGAAGUCCUGACAUUGGCCGCUGUCGGCAGACAGGAUACUGGGCUAGAUGGACCUUUGGUCUGACCCAGUCUGGCCGCUCUUAUGUCCUGUAGACAUGAAUGGGCCUUUUCCCAUGCUUAAAAUCCUGCACGAGGUCAAGGGUUUGGAAAAUCAGCGUCCGAAUUCAGGCAGAAGGACUCCGCCCCCCUCCACACACACACACACACAAUCCUGCAAACAAUUUAGCAUGUGUCUAACUUUACUCACCGGUGCAGUCCCACAGACAGCUGUGCUUAAAUGGCUUUGGGAUCGGGCUCAAAAAUCUUUACCACCCUCUGCCAUGAUGGGAAAAAUGAAUGAUAUUGUCCUUGCCCAUCAAAAGAAUCAUUUGCCCAAAUGCAAACCUCUCUCUUCUUCUGUUGCAAUGGUAAAAUACCAAUGUCAAGUCUCUCCCCCUGCAAUGAGCUCCAUAGACGCCUAGGCCCCGGCAGAGUUUAUUGCGGGAUUGGUGCCGUAACUUGGCCAGGACUGUUUGGCCAGCUCCUCGGCUGUUGUUACUCACACCACGGAAGCCACUGAUCUGACCAGCUCAAGCGGCAUCUUCAGGCGUGGCCAGAUCGCUGCAGCCUUUGGACUUGUGUAUUUUUUAACUCUUGGGACCGUUUUCCCCCCCACACACACUUUCCCCACGACAAGGGUCUUUGUUAAGGUCGCUCCCAACGAGACUCCGCAGCAAAGAGGACGAGGCGUUUGGCUGACUCCCUGCUUUGGCGAACUACCGGUGCUCAAGCUGUUGCUACCCAUUGCUACGUCGCUGAGUGUGCGGACGCGCCCCCCGAAAGAACUAGCCCCCGCCCCAUCCUGGCAGAGGCUACGACUGGCCCAGGCAGCGUGCUAAUUAGAGAUACGAAAAGCGCGCCGGUUUCUUCCCUGUGCCAGCCGGGACGGGCCCUGCUGCAGUCUGAUCCUCAGAAAAGCCAGAGCGACGCCCACAACACGCUAGCGCAGAUCAAAGGGAACCAAGGAAUCUCCCCGAGCUAGACUGGCCACUGUGUGACCGGGACUUGUGGGGUUUCUUCCUCGACCUUCCCAGAGGAGCAUGAGCCUGGCGCUGCGGGGGCUGGGCAGUGCCUCCCUCCCCCGCCGGGCUUUGGGCAGUGGUGGGGGGAGGGGUUACCCCACUGGUUUUGCUGCGCGGAGCAGAGGGUUUUGCCCCAUGGGAGACUGGCAGGGAGUCUGUGUGUGCCAGCGUCCCCUGUCUGUGCUGUGCCGCCGGGCUCCCAACACCAGAGCAGGCCGUGCUCACGGAGCCUGAUUCUCAGUUCCCCAGGCACGUGCUCAGGGCAGCGGGCGCCUUGUAUUCUGGGGCUGGGCAGCCCCCAGGGUCAGGUAGGGCAGCCUCAGGGCUGCUCUGGCCCUAGUGCAGUGUGCUCUGGCCACCCUUCCUCCCACGGCCAGCCGGAGACACAGCGCCUAGCAUUGUGUAACCGGGAACCAGGCCCACAGAACAGGCCCUGGCGCGGGAAGCGGAGACUUAGGCUGAGAAACUAGCAGUGAUUUGAGAGCAGAAACCGCCUCAAACGCCUUUCUCCUAUCACCAGGUGGCGCCAUUUCCCAGGGCAAGGCUGGCUGCGCAGGUCCGUGGGUCUCGCCAUGUGAGAUGUGUCCCCUCUCUGCCCACCCACGGCCUGGUUCUCAGGACAGUCCAUGGACUCCCCUCCACACACACACACACACCAGCCCUAGCUCUAGUGCAGGGAGGUGCAGAAAGCUCACAACACUUUUCCCUUGCCCUGCUAGCCAAAUGCGUGCGGGGAAUGCAGGGCCACCCCCAGGGUACUCAGUGGAGUUACAGGAGGCCUGGAUUUAUUCCACGCAUGGCCACGGAUAGCACAUCCAUUGGGACCCACCCCCCACUCCCACCCCAGGAAGCAUCAAAACCCGGCCACCCAGCAGCCCUGGGCAUCUCUCCAGCUUGUCCUGGAAGCUUUGGGCUACUUGAAGGGACAGAUGAGCACAUACUGCUGCGGCCGAGUCCGGCUGGGGAGCCCAAACAGGUCAACGUUCAACGGCGUUUGGCGUUGGUGGGCUGGGUCAGUCCAUUGGAAAUGGAAAGAUGUUUGCCAAAGUCACCCCUAUAUCCUGGUCCGGCUCUGCUCCCCGCCCCCAGGAGCAGACCCGGGGUGAUCCCACUUUGCUCUGGAGGUCACUGUGUGCAUUAGAGGCGAGCCACAGCCUUGGAGAAUGGGGUAGCUGGCAGAGAAGAGAGCACAGGGGCCAUGUACACCCCAAAGGAGGACGUACGGCGCUAGCAAAGCUCUCGCACGGGGAGGCAGUGCCCCCAUCAGCCUGGCUUGGCCAGUCCCUCUGCCACGCGCCCUCCCCAAGUGACCCCGAGUCCUGACUCUUUUAGGCCAGUACCCACCUUCCUCCCUUCUUGCGCGCUCUCGCCCUUGCUUGUUUGUUUGUCUUGCUGUGGGUUUAGUCCCCGAAACUUGAAAGCUGCGAAAGCAGGGCCAGGCUGUGGUCUCGCCGUGUCUGCACUCAGCUACGGAUGGCAGCUACUGGCUGCGGGGGGUGGGGCGGGGUAGGGAGGUGUCACCUCCUAACUGUUUCUUAUAGCUCGCACCCUGAGACCUUUUAUUGAAAAGUUGAUGGGGCAAAGGUGAGUCUAAAUUUGACUCUCGGCUACCCCAGGGUCAAGGCCCAAGCCUUGCAGUCAGUAGCACGGCUCCCAUUGCUUUUACCGGGGGGAGAACUUGGUCCUCACUUCUGUGCUCUCAGUGGCGUUUACAGUGGGGGGGGGGAGAGAAAAGGCUCCAUUGGGAUCCCCCCAGUGUACACAACGUGGGGAAAGGGGGGGGAACU